Messenger RNA from Oxyura jamaicensis (ruddy duck), 3284 nucleotides. RefSeq names its product programmed cell death protein 1-like. Gene Ontology annotation, biological process: negative regulation of immune response; positive regulation of T cell apoptotic process. Bases 594 to 1487 code for a protein of 297 amino acids. NCBI's taxonomy places the organism in Eukaryota, Metazoa, Chordata, Aves, Anseriformes, Anatidae. The transcript is spliced from 4 exons. The record is from RefSeq and is a predicted model, not a curated record. Gene Ontology annotation, cellular component: external side of plasma membrane; membrane.
UUUAUUGCUCUGAACCCCAAAUAAUACAGCAGCUACCUGUCCCUGCUGGGUCUGCUUGUCCGUGCCAGGACAUCACCCGUUCCAGUGGCUCAAAGUGAGAGGCAGGCAGCGAGUCCGACGGGCAGGCUCAGUAUUGCUAAUUCUUGCUACUUAGGGGCUUGCUAGGGGACAAGAGGGCACUGCUGGGGCUCUGCAGCCCUGGCUUUGCUCAGGAGGUGGUGGUGGAAGGUGCCUGGCCCAUGGCUGCAGCCUUGCUGGGACUGGGUGGGCAGAACUGAGGUGCCCCAAACAGGGACCCAGUCCUUCAGCUCAAUUUUGGAGGUGACACCAGCUAGAGGAAGGGUGAAACCCAACAUUAACACUGAGCAUGGAUUUAGUAGCAAUAAUAAUAUGCCCCCCCCUCCCUGGAGUCUGUUUUCUCUGGUGCAGAUGCUCCUGUGGGUUCGUUGUAGGGGGUUCUGCUGAGACCACUUGGCGCAGGUCACAGGGCUGGGCUCACGAACAGAUUUUCACAAAUCCCUUUAGGGACCUUCAGGAGCUGAGGGUGAAAGAGCUGAGAAGCGUGCGGGGACUCUGGCACAGAAGGCAGGAACAUGAGGGGCAUGGGAGACCAUCACCUCCGUGUGGGAUGGGAGCUGCAGGGGGCUCUCACCCUUUUUGCAGCCCAGGAUCUCACUAGGGGCACAUCUGCUUCUGCUGCCCGCUGUCACCGUGUCAUUUCCUUGCUUCUUCUCUCCCCAACAGUGACCUUCUCCCCAGCCACGUUAACUCGCCCUGCAGGCGGCUCAGCCACCUUCUUCUGCAACAUCUCCAUAGAGAACAACUCCAGCCUGGAGUACAAUCUCAACUGGUACAAGGAGACCAACCACAGUGAUGCCCAAAAAAUUGCUCAGAUCAGCCGGAGCAUCCCCCAGACAAAGACGGAGAAGUACCUGCUCUCCAACCACGCUCCUGUCUUCAAGAUCGAGAUCCUGAACCUCCACCAGAACGACUCGGGCUCCUACUACUGCGGGCUGAUCGCCUUCUUCCAACCCAACAAAGUGGAGGAGAGCAACCGGUCCCACCUGGUGGUCACAGCAGCCCCUGAGAAGAUAAACACCACUGAGGAGCCCGGCGUGGAGGACAGCAGCCCCCCAAGCCACAUCAAGGCUGUGAUCCUGGGCGUCCUGCUGCUGGGCUGCGUGGUCGUGCUGGUGGUCCUCGGCUACUGCGUCGUCACCUACAGGAGAGGAGAUGUGCAGAAACCACCGAGUGAAAACGCUGCGGAGAAGGAAGAGAAGCCGCCCGUGGUGUCCGUGUCCACCGUGGACUACGGUGUGCUGGAGUUUCAGUGGGACCCGCACACCCAGCUGCCUCCCGAGACCUGUCCGGAUGACCAGACCGAGUACGCCACCAUCAUCUUCCCUGAGGAGAAACCUGUCACGCCCGAGCGGGGCAAGAGGCACCUGGACGAGAGGACGUGGCAGCCGCCGUCACAGCCCUGCUGAGGCCCAAAGCCACGUGUGUGUGCCGAGCAGAGCGAUGGAGGUGCUGCUGCUGCAGUUCGUGUCGGACAGCGCUGGCUGUGCUGGUGUCACGGCCACAGGACAGGCACCGAAGGACAGGGACAGGUCCCUGCUGGCCUGGUGCUGGGCUCCAGGUGCCUCCGUACUAAGGGCAGGAUGGGACCGAGCAGCGAUGCCAACGGGGCAGUGCCAAGGGAUUGUCUCCCAUCGUCCAUCUCCCACAUCUUCCUGGGGAUAUCUGGGGCAGCCGCCCUGCAUCCAACCCUGCCGGCAAAGCAGGGCUUUGGGACAGGCUCCAGAGCGAGAACAAGGGCAGUGCUGGGAGCUGCCACCCCACGGGAGCAACAUCCCAACCCCAGGAUCUUGUCCCAGCUCAGGGCAGGGACUUCUGCACGUACUGCUAUUUAACGAGCCCCUGGGAAGCUGGCGGGUGCUCUCAGACACUUUCCUCCUCUGCGGGGACGAGGGGCACUGCUGGGCAUCCCGGGACAAGGAUGCUGUGCCUGGUGGGAGCCGGAUCCGGCUGUGGGGGCGAAUAAAGGGUUUGGCGCCCGGGCUGUUUGCUGACUCGUGGCAGCAGGCGCGUGGGCAGGCAAAUAACAGCUCCUGGCAGCAUGCAGGUGAGAGCCGGGAGGCGGCGGUGUCUGUUGUGGUUCCUGGGCCCCUCCGCGCGAUAAGCAAGCCGCUCUUCCAUGAAACUGCUCUUAAUAAUUUAGAGAAUGAGCUGCUCCUCACCUGUGCUGGGCCUGGGUGCAGACGGGGAUGGAGCAGCCACAAAGAAGCCCCCCACUCCCCUUUCUGGGCUCAGCUUGGGGUGCUCGCCUGCCCGGCUGGGGACAAGGUGCUGGGGACUGGCUGCCACCACGCAGGGUGAUGCUCAUGGUGUGGUGCCUGGCACAGCCCAGCUGCGAAGCUGUCUCCAAACUUCCAUUUUUCCCUUGAAAGCGGUGCCAGGCAUGUGCAGCCCAGCCAAAAUCUUAUAGAAACCAAAAGAGAAAGCAGCAACAGUUGCUAGAGACUGGAGAAGCCCUGGUGAGAAGCAGGCUUGGAGGCAGCAGCGUCCUGCUGGGAGCCCAUGAAACCCCAAGCAAACAAAGGGCCAUUUGCAUACUGCACCUCGUGGCACUGUCAGCAGCUUUCUUUUUCCAUUACCGCAGCUAAAAGUAGCAUAGUCUUGAGACACCAGGCACCAUGGUCUGUGCCCUCUGGGGGCUGUGACAGCCAUGAGAAGCCUCCAGAGAAGAUCAUAGGGGAUGAGCAUCCAUCCAGGAUGGCUUACAUCCUUCCCUAGUGCAGGGCCAUGGAUGUGGUGGCCCCGCUCAGUCCCCUGACCCUCAGCAUGCUCCCCUGGGGCAGUGGCGUAUCUUACCCCGUGUUUACACACGUCACAGUGCAGCUCAGUCCAUCCAGACUCAGUGCAAGGAGCAGCUCCGCUCCUUGCCCUGCAGCAGCACCGUGCUGCCCCAGCAGCUCAAUGGUCGUGCAGGAGGCAGCUGCAGCAAGCAAGAAGUGGGAGCUCAGUCAGCAGUUUUGGUUCUGCCUUUCCCGUAAGAGCGCAUGCAGGAGGGUGGGCCCUGCUUCAUUUUUUCCACCCUACCUCUUUGGGCAGCAGGGGUGCCAGGCACGCCGUGGGGGCUCAGCACUUCAUGAAAACCUCAGCGAGCACCCGAGCCAUGGCAGUGCCUGCACCCCUCGGGGCACCCAGCAGCCUGACCACCUCCCCGUGCCUCGCAGGGAGCAAGGCAGUGGGGCUGGGGACAUGUGGGGUGCGUGGUGAGG